AUGGUACGAGGAUUCCCUUUGAUGAUGGUAGGUUUGGGACUCUUUAGUCUUUGCAAGUUAUUUUAUCCAUGCGGUCGUCCUUCGAGUAGCCAAGUUAGUUACACGAUAAACUUUUGUGCGCAGGAAAUACUACAUAUCAGUAUCGAAGAUACUUUCAUCCUGCAGAAACACCCUCGCAAAACAGCCACGAGAAAAGCUUCUGAAAUGGCUACAAACGAGGUCACUAAAGACAAGCAAUUCACUCAUCUACCUAGACCCGAUGUUGGGUUGUGCCACAUGCCGCGUGCGCACCGGGAGCAUUCCCAGGUAUCAGCAUUUUACUCUACAGAGCUUAGUGAUGGAUUGCCGAGUAACACACCUCAACCCAUGAUGCAUCUAUCACAGAUCCCCACAAUAGGCAAUUGCCAUACUGCGGCGUGUUCAAACCCUUGCAACGUCUUCUUUUUUUUUUUUGGCAUCCCAAUCUGGAUGGAAGCCUGA
Messenger RNA from Morchella importuna, 480 nucleotides. RefSeq lists its product as uncharacterized. The transcript has 2 exons. Lineage: Eukaryota; Fungi; Ascomycota; Pezizomycetes; Pezizales; Morchellaceae. The record is from RefSeq and is a predicted model, not a curated record. The coding region runs from base 1 to 480 and encodes 159 amino acids.